Molecule: messenger RNA, 858 nt
Organism: Penicillium argentinense
Lineage: Eukaryota; Fungi; Ascomycota; Eurotiomycetes; Eurotiales; Aspergillaceae
Product: SDR family oxidoreductase
Exons: 1
Coding region: 1-858 (285 amino acids)
Molecular function (GO): oxidoreductase activity, acting on the CH-OH group of donors, NAD or NADP as acceptor
Source: RefSeq, a predicted model, not a curated record
AUGUUUUCAUAUGCCAUCACCGGAGCUUCCAAGGGCCUCGGUCGCGAGUUCGUGCGCCAACUCGCUGCCGAUACGACCAACAUGGUUCUGGCGAUUGUGCGAGACCCCGAAUCGCCCGGCAUAUUUGAGAUCGCCUCUAGUCACUCAAACGUGCACGUUAUCAAAGGCGAUGUUACGGACCCAAAAUCCAUUCUCGAGGCUGCCUCGGCCGCAGCCGUCGUCACAGGCGGGAAGCUAGAUGUGCUUAUCCACAACUCCAACGCCGUUGAUAUGGCCAGCAUGUCCUUCAACCCGACUCAGAUCCCCUUUGAUGCUCAAGCCAUUCGAAAGAUCUUCGACCUACCGCUCAGCACGGGUGUCUAUGGCGGUAUAUGGACGACAAACGCCUUCCUACCCCUGAUUGAGAAGGGCAUCCAGAAGAAGAUUGUGCACAUCUCCAGCGGUAUGGCGGAUUUGGAUUUUAUCAAUAAGUCUGGUGUCAGCAAUGCUGUCGCAUACUCAAUCGCAAAGGCAGGGGUGAAUGUUCAGGUCGCCAAGUAUGCAGCAGAACUCGCGCCUAAAGGCAUCAAGGUGUUGGCUUUAAGUCCUGGAUGGGUUGAAACAUGGGAGGGUAGGUUGACCUUCAUCCUUAAAGCGGUGAUGGUAGAAACUGAUAUAAUCAUAGGGGAGAAGCCUUCUCAGUUAAUAAAAGCGAACGAUGCUCUGUUGAAACUGUUCCAGGUAGCUGAACCUGAACUCAAGGGGCAGAUUCAACCCCAGGAAAGCGUUAGAAAGUGCCUCCAGGUGAUUGAGCGUUUGGAUGCCGAGACUAGCGGCUUGUUCCUGAGCCAUAAUGGAGAUAAUACAAGGUGGUUCUGA